This is a messenger RNA of Acanthochromis polyacanthus (spiny chromis), 5074 nucleotides long. RefSeq names its product NACHT, LRR and PYD domains-containing protein 12-like. The coding region runs from base 95 to 4459 and encodes 1454 amino acids. Gene Ontology annotation, molecular function: protein binding. Lineage: Eukaryota; Metazoa; Chordata; Actinopteri; Pomacentridae. The record is from RefSeq and is a predicted model, not a curated record. The transcript is spliced from 15 exons.
UGAUGGUCUCUUGCUAAAGCUUUAGUUCCUCUUUAAUAAAUGUUGAGAUACAGAUGGUUGUCUCCGUGUGAAGCUCCUUAUAAAGGGAGCCACGAUGACAUCAGAGGUGCUCUAUAAGAUCCUGGCUGAUCUGGAUGAUGAUGAGCUGUCUACAUUCCAGUUUUUCCUACGCCAGCCCAACAAUGUUCAAGGCCUCCCAGCCAUCACAAAGAGCCAGCUACAGACAACAAACAGGUGUAAAACUGUGGAUGUGAUGGUGGAGACUUAUGGAGAUCAGAGAGCUGUGCAGGUGACCAGGGUGGUUUUAGAGAAGAUCUCCAGGAAUGAUCUGCUGCAGAGGCUGGCUGCCAGCAGCUCAGGACCAGAAGUGCAUGUCAGUGAUGUUGGGGAGACUUCAGAGAACAGAGAACCUUCCUCCUCUCAGACUCAGCCUCCCCUUCCUCAGACUGAAGGUAAAACUGAUGGAUUCAUUGAUGAGACUGUUCCUGUACCAGAACCACGCCCCAUCAGAUAUUACCAAGAGAAGCUUCAGUCAAACUUCCAGGACAAAUUUCGAUGUGCAAAAGAAGGAUGGGCAGCAGAUAAGCAGCGUCUGGUUGAUAUCUACACAGAGCUGUACAUCACAGCUGGCCGGGACGUGCACGUCAACACACAGCAUGAGGUCUUACAGAUUGACAAGGUGUGGAAGCCAGCAGACACAGAGACACCGAUCCAACCCAGAGACAUUUUCAAGCAUCCUUCUGGAGAAGACAUACCAAUCAGAACAGUGCUGACCAAUGGAAUUGCAGGAAUUGGAAAAACAUUCCUCAUGCACAAGUUUGUGUUGGACUGGGCUGAAGCAAGAACCAAUCAAGACGUGCAUCUUAUUUUCCCGUUCACUUUCCGUGCUCUGAAUUCACUGCAGGGACAAGAGUUUGGUUUGGCAGAGCUCAUUCAUUUCUGUAUCCCAGAAACUAAAGACGUUACAGUGGAGGCUCUGAAUUACAUCUUUACAGCUCUGCAGUCAUCAGGAAACAGCAGCUACCACAAGAGCAGAUUCAAACUGCUGUUUGUGUUUGAUGGACUGGACGAGAAUCGCCUUCAUCUGGACUUUGAUGUCGACUACAUUCGCUCUGUGGACGUAACAAAGUCAACUAAAAUAGAAGUCCUGCUGAGGGAACUCAUCAGUGGAAAACUGUUGCGCUCAGCUCACCUCUGGAUAACCACACGGCCUGCAGCAGCCAAUCAGAUCCCUCCUGACUGUGUGGACAUGGUGACGGAGGUCAGAGGGUUCACCGACCCACAGAAGGAGGAGUACUUCAGGAAGAGAUAUAGAGAUGAGGAGCAGACCAGCAGCAUCAUCUCCCACAUGAAGACAUCACGAAGCCUCCACAUCAUGUGCCACAUCCCAGUGUUCUGCUGGAUCACUGCUAUAGUUCUGGAGGAGCUGUUGGAAACCAGAGAGGGAGGAGAGCUGCCCAGAACCCUGACUGAGAUGUACUCAGAGUUUCUUAUAACUCAGAUUGAUCACACAAAGGAAAAGUACGGUCCAGAGAAGUGCCUUCAGUACAUUAAGUCAUUAGCUAAACUGGCUUAUGAACAACUGCAAAAAGGCAACCUGAUCUUCUAUGAGAAAGAUCUGAGAGAAAGCGGCAUCGAUGUGAGUGAAGCCUCAGUGUACUCAGGAGUGUUCACAGAAAUCUUCAAAGUAGACCGUGGACGGAAAGAGAAAGAGAAGAUGUUCAGCUUCAUCCAUCUGAGUGUUCAGGAGUUUCUGGCUGCUCUUCAUGUCCAUCUGACCUUCAUCAACUCUGGAAUCAACCUGCUGGAAAAAAAAAAAACAACAUCCUGGCAGUCUAAACUGUUGAGAAAGAAAGCUUAUCCAACAACAGCUUUCUACCAGAGAGCUGUGGAUGAGGCCUUGCAGAGUCCAAAUGGACACCUGGACUUGUUUCUCCGCUUCUUCCUGGGUCUGUCACUGCCGACCAAUCAGAAAAAACUACAGGAUUUGUUGAGAAAAUCAGACAGCAGCUCACAGACCAAUGAGGAAACAGUGGAGUACGUUAAGAAGAAGAUCAGUGAGCGUGUGUCUGCAGAGAGAAGCAUCAAUCUGUUCCACUGUCUGAAUGAACUGAAGGAUGUUUCUCUAGUGGGGGAGAUCCAACAGUCCCUGAGAUCAGGACAUCUGUCCACAGAUAAACUGUCUCCUGCUCAGUGGUCAGCUCUGGGCUUCAUCUUAAUGUCAUCAGGAGAACAUCUGGACGUGUUUGACCUGAAGAAAUACUCUGCUUCAGAGGAGGUUCUUCUGAGGCUGCUGCCAGUGGUCAAAGCCUCCAGCAAAGUUCUACUGAGUGGCUGUAAUCUGUCAGAGAGAAGCUGUGGAGCUCUGUCCUCAGUCCUCAGCUCCCAGUCCUCCAGUGUGACAGAGCUGGACCUGACUAACAACAACCUGAAGGAUUCAGGAGUGGAGAGACUUUCUGCUGGCCUGGAGAGUCCACACUGUAAACUGGAAGCUCUCGGACUGAGUGGCUGUAAUCUGUCAGAGAGAAGCUGUGGAGCUCUGUCCUCAGUCCUCAGCUCCCAGUCCUCCAGUGUGACAGAGCUGGACCUGACUAACAACAACCUGAAGGAUUCAGGAGUGGAGAGUCUUUCUGCUGGUCUGGAGAGUCCACACUGUAAACUGGAAGCUCUCAGACUGAGUGGCUGUAAUCUGUCAGAGAGAAGCUGUGGAGCUCUGUCCUCAGUCCUCAGCUCCCAGUCCUCCAGUGUGACAGAGCUGGACCUGACUAACAACAACCUGAAUGAUUCAGGAGUGGAGAGUCUUUCUGCUGGACUGGAGAGUCCACACUGUAAACUGGAAGCUCUCAGACUUACUAACUGUAAUCUGUCAGAGAGAAGCUGUGGAGCUCUGUCUUCAGUCCUCAGCUCCCAGUCCUCCAGGCUUACAGAGCUGGACCUGACUAACAACAACCUGCAGGAUUCAGGAGUGGAGAGUCUUUCUGCUGGACUGGAGAGUCCACACUGUAAACUGGAAGCUCUCAGACUGAGUGGCUGUAAUCUGUCAGAGAGAAGCUGUGGAGCUCUGUCCUCAGUCCUCAGCUCCCAGUCCUCCAGUGUGACAGAGCUGGACCUGACUAACAACAACCUGAAGGAUUCAGGAGUGGAGAGACUUUCUGCUGGCCUGGAGAGUCCACACUGUAAACUGGAAGCUCUCGGACUGAGUGGCUGUAAUCUGUCAGAGAGAAGCUGUGGAGCUCUGUCCUCAGUCCUCAGCUCCCAGUCCUCCAGUGUGACAGAGCUGGACCUGACUAACAACAACCUGCAGGAUUCAGGAGUGGAGAGUCUUUCUGCUGGUCUGGAGAGUCCACACUGUAAACUAGAAGCUCUCAGACUGAGUGGCUGUAAUCUGUCAGAGAGAAGCUGUGGAGCUCUGUCCUCAGUCCUCAGCUCCCAGUCCUCCAGUGUGACAGAGCUGGACCUGACUAACAACAACCUGAAUGAUUCAGGAGUGGAGAGUCUUUCUGCUGGACUGGAGAGUCCACACUGUAAACUGGAAGCUCUCAGACUUACUAACUGUAAUCUGUCAGAGAGAAGCUGUGGAGCUCUGUCUUCAGUCCUCAGCUCCCAGUCCUCCAGGCUUACAGAGCUGGACCUGACUAACAACAACCUGCAGGAUUCAGGAGUGGAGAGUCUUUCUGCUGGACUGGAGAGUCCACACUGUAAACUGGAAGCUCUCAGGCUGUCAGGCUGUCUGGUCACAGAGGAAGGCUGUGCUUCUCUGGCCUCAGCUCUGAGCUUGAACCCCUCGAGUAAUCUGAGAGAGCUGGACCUGAGCUACAACCAUCCAGGAGACUCAGGAGAGAAGAUGCUGAGAGCUAAAGUGGAGGAUCCACACUGUAGACUGGAAACUCUCAGGGUGACGCCUGCUGGAGUCCGAUGGUUGACACCAGGUCUGAGGAAGUAUUCCUGUCAACUCACAGUCGACACAAACACAGUAUACAGAAGACUCAAACUGUCUGACAACAACAGGAAGGUGACGGAUAUGGAUGAGGUUCAGUCAUAUCCUGAUCAUCCAGACAGGUUUGAACGGUGUCCUCAGUUGCUGUGUAGAACUGGUCUGACCGGUCGCUGUUUCUGGGAGGUCGAGUGGAGAGCAUGGGUUCAUAUAUCAGUGAGUUACAGAGGAAUCAGAAGGAAAGGAGACUUUCGGUUUGGAUGUAAUGAUCAGUCCUGGAGUCUGAUCUGCUCUGAUAAUGGUGGCUACUCUGUCAGACACAAUAACAGUCGAACAUCCAUCAGUUCCUCUACAGUCUCUCACAGAGUUUCAGUUUAUUUGGACGUUGAUGCUGGAACUCUGUCCUUCUACAGAGUCUCCUCUGACUCUCUGAUCCACCUCCACACCUUCAACACCACAUUCACUCAACCUCUCUAUCCUGGAUUUGGGGUCUGGCCGUUUGGUUCCUCAGUGUUUCUGUGCUGAGUUGAGUCUCCAGAAUCUCCUCCUGGUAGAGAAGCAGUGUUGAACAGAUAGUUGAGUCUCUCCAUAACCCUGACCCUCUGAAACAUGUUUUCACAUUCAUGGAUUCAAUGUGUUUCUUUGUGAAAUCCUUCUAAAUAAUUCCUUGUAAACUUGUUCCCCUUCAAAGAUGGAAGUUGUGAUUAUUCCAGGAGCCAAAUGUGGUGUUUGCGUGUUUUUCCAGUCAAAUGUCGAGAGUGAAAUUCAGGAUGUGGUAGGAUGUGGAAGCAGUGAAUCUACAAACUGCUGACAUACUUUCAUACAUUAUGAAAAUCAGGUUUUUGUGCAGCCAGACUUGAUCCUGAUUUCAGUCAUUUGACAUAAAAAUCUAAAACAUUUCACUUUUUCUUUCUUUUAAAUCAUUUUACUUAUGUCCUCAUAAUUUUGUAUUAUGUAGAUGUUGUUUGGACACAUCAUGAAGAGUCACUGACAUUUUUUAACAAAUAGAUCCAUUUUUUUACUGACGGUCCUGAAAGAGUCACCAAAUAUUUUAAUGUGGUAACAAACAGAUCCAAAGCAGUCCAAAGUGUUGUGUUAGUAAUACACUGUUAAUAUGAUGCAAAUAAAUAAAUGAAUGAG